Molecule: messenger RNA, 1924 nt
Organism: Ylistrum balloti
Lineage: Eukaryota; Metazoa; Mollusca; Bivalvia; Pectinida; Pectinidae
Product: COMM domain-containing protein 10-like
Exons: 8
Coding region: 3-599 (198 amino acids)
Source: RefSeq, a predicted model, not a curated record
AGAUGGCUCUGUUGUUCACAGCGACACCGGCAAUCAAGAGAGCUGUGACAUCAAUCAAUGCUUUAGAAAGCUCCAAGUUUCCACUGUUGCUGACAAGAAUCACACAAAAACUCCAUUUAAAGGAUGACAGAACAUUUAGUGAGGACGAAGAAUCCAAACUACAAGAUGCCCUUGGACUGACAGCAGGUGACCUUGAACUUGUUCUUCAAACUCUUGAGUUUUUCUUGCAACAGGCAGCCUACCAUGCAGCCAAACCAGCAGUGUUUACACAACAGCUACAGCAGCUGGACAUGGAUGAGGACAAGGUGAAAACUGUGGUGGAGGCAUGGACAAGCAGUGGAAGGGAGGUGGUUCAGAGGCUGAGACAACGAACUCUCAACCCCAAACAGCUGGAAGACAUCAAUUGGAGACUCAAUCUGCAAAUGGCCCAGUCAACACAAUUAAAAAUGAAAAUGCCAAAUGCCAUGUUUGAAUUGGGUGUUAAAAAUGAAAAUACAGAUAAACAAGAAAAGAUAAAGAUGGAGUUUACUCAUGAUGAACUUUAUCAGUUUUACACCCAGUUGGAGAUGGUACAGAAGCAGUUGGACAGCUUAAGUUGAUAGCCUGACCUUAUAAGGAAAUUCCAAAUACUACUGUGAUAGGGGAUUAUGCAGGUGGUCAGCUGAUUUGUACUGACCAGGAAAUAUUGUAUACUGACCACAGGACAUGAGAUGUGGAUAUAUGUUCAGUUUGUACAACCCAACAGAACAAGUAUUAAUGCAGUGGGACCAAAGACAUGAACUGUGAGGUUGUAAGAAGUGUGGUCACGAGUAUGGCAUGGCCGUGUUCCUCUAAGAUACUGUGAGGUGUCUUGUUUACAUUGCUAUAAUGGUUUACCUCUAUACCUCUAUACUCACAACCUGCAGUAAAAUCAGUCACUGUGAUUAGACAUUUUAAAACUGGGCUUUCUAAGCUCCCUGCACUACAAUCCAGUCAUCUUCAUUUAUAGGAGUUACUUCCCUUUGACCUUGAAGGCUAGAUCCAUUUCUUCAUGAGUAAAUUUUCAUACAUGUAUUAAUAAAAUAAAACAGACAUUGUGUUAUCAAAGCCCACUGAAUAUUUAUAUAUCACAUGUAUCAAAUUUCAUAAUAAACAUAAUUUAUAUGAACCAGAUCAGUUUGACCGGACUCUGUGUCCAGUAUUCCUUCAUCAUCUAUCAUAGCAGCUAACUUAAUUGGUGAAACCAAAAUGGGAUGUCAUGUGAUGUGUUUACCGAUGUGAAAAAGCAACCUAAUAUGAAUCAGGUUAAUUUGGUGAUCUUGAUCACAAUGUAAAGACGGAUGAUAAGUAUAGGUAUAUACAUGAGUUUUACAUACAUUGGAGAAUAGGUUGUCACUCCAGUACCUUAGUCACGUUUUUAUCACAUAAUUCCCCUGUUAUCCAAUGAAUUCACCCAGGUAAUAAUAUUGCAUAUGUCUAUUACAUACACCCAGGAGCAAUUUUCUUUACCAAUCAGAGAUUGUGAUGUAAUAAUACAUGUAUAAAAAAAUGAUUUUACAUCCUGAAUUGAAAUGAUGCAACAAGAUGUCCGUCUCUGGGUCCGUCUCUGGUGUGAUUUUGCCCUCUACAUUUUGACCAUGAAAUCUGUGAAAAUGUAACGUUUCUGAGUUAUAAAGUUUUCAUUUUACAUGAGAUUUUAUGUUACUUGUCGUGAAAUUUGAUUUUUACCUGCCAAUUCUCACAAAAGAAAAACUUAUAAGAUUCAGUUUUGAAAAAUCUCAUUUGAAGUGAAAAAUCAUACUAGAACUACAUAUAUAUGUGUGUGUAAGGAUAGAAAAAAAUAAAAGUUUUAAAACCAGAAAAAAAAGUAAAUUUUAUUAUGAAGCAACAAUUCCUUACCUUAAUUAUAAUUCACAUAUUAAAUGCACAUAUUGAUGAUUUUUAA